Messenger RNA from Phyllotreta striolata, 4796 nucleotides. The record is from the annotation of a GenBank genome assembly. NCBI's taxonomy places the organism in Eukaryota, Metazoa, Arthropoda, Insecta, Coleoptera, Chrysomelidae.
GGGUAUAUAAUGUUUCUUGGCCGUAAGCAAAUCAAUUUCCGUAAUAAAUAUUACAACUUAUGUAUGAGAGGACAGUUGCAAAUUCCGCGAGCGCAUUCUAUAUAACGUCAAUUGUAUAUUUCGUUCGAAUUUGUGUUGCAAAUGAAUCUGUGAAGUGUAAAAUUUCCAUUAGAACACAUGGAAUAACACUCCCCCGUCAAAGGAACAAGAUGGCUGCGAUCAUAUCCAGCUUCUUAUUUUGCGAUAUUGGUGCCGUUUAAUUGCUCGAAAUGAUAGAAUCGCCGCGCAAUUGGGUCCGUGCCUGCAAAGUACUUUGGAUGGGUCUCGUUCAGCAUGUGAAUGGACGCGGGAGCGAUCACGGCUCACCAUGCCGUUGUUAAAUGGCAGCAAACAGCGACGGUUAUAAAGAACUAUCGACGAUAUUAACCUGUGAAGGGGACCUGUCAGAUCCCAGGUUCCCUACACAGUUGAACUGUUUGGUGAAUAGUUUGAAUACUAUUUUGGGUGAAUUAGUGAAAGUACACAAACUGGAGCCCUGGAACUCAGUGCGGGUAACGCUGUCCAUUCCUAGGGAAGCAGCGUUACGCCUUAGACAACUCGCCAACGAGGGCUCCCAACAACUCAGGGCCCUAGGUAUACUAAGUGUUCAAGUUGAAGGGGAUCAAGUUAUUUCGUUGAGAAUAGCUACGGGUUCUGAGCCGCAGGAAAUUAUACUCAGGACUUCUCAAGAUGGUAGUAACAGUAAUAACAAUGCUAGCCAAUCGGAUCUCGGCACGUUUCUGCAGACCAAUGCGACAUCGGUAUCGGCUAGCAACAACAUGCAAGUGCAAUUCAAAUCGCCCAACGUGGUGUGCCCGCCCGACACGGUGGUGCCCAAAGUGGGCGCGAACACGGUGCCGCCCAACAACGUUGCCAGUACUAACAAGCCUUUCGCCGGUCCGUUUCCCUUUACCAGCAUGAAUCAGGCUAUCCACAGCAACCGCGACGCACCGUUCAAUUCCCUACCGCCCCCUUAUCCCUCCAAACAUCCACCCGUCACGAUAUCGAGCCCGCUGCUCGUUAAUCUGUUGCAAAACGACGGCGGCAAAGAGUCCGCUUCGGGCGUCGUCAAAACGACGGCCAUCGCCCGGACCUCGACCGAAGCGUCGUCGGCGUCGGCGGCGCCGGAGGCGGCGAAAUCUAUCCCUUCGACUCAGGCUAACAGCUCUUCAAUAUCACCAAGCGCCUUAGCAACUAAUACUUCCAUUAGGCAGAAUAGCACCGUAAUGACAAGUACAACCGGUGCGGUAAACAAGACUCCGCCGCCACCGCCGCAAUACCACAGAACGCUUUCGAAUCCCGGAAAGGUGAAACAAGCUGGGCUACAGAACGUCAACAACACCAUAUCUUCGCCUCUAUCGAACAGCUCGUUCGCCCAAAUGCCCCGUACAACACAAUCAACAGCCGUGCCUAUUCAACACAACAAUAUGUAUCAACAGCAACAACAACAACAACAACAGUUGGGAACAGCUGCUCUGUUGAAGAACGCCGCGGGUCAACCGAACGUUGGCCCGAAGCAUUUGCUAUCUCAAAAACCCGUUACCUCAGCCAACGCAUUCGCCAAGGGCGCCGCGCCGGCGCCGACGCCGAAGCCGGUUCCCAACGUAUUGAACAAUACUCAUCAGAAAUUGGCGCAGCCCAACGUGACGAUGGCGAAACCGUCGGCCGUCUAUUUACCGCAGCAAGUGAAGGCCAACUUUCUGCAUUCGUCGACGUCGAUCGUGUCGCAGAACCCGAACCCGCCCGCGUCCCACCAGCCGUUCAACAACGUAGCUUUAAGAGGCAUGCCCUCGCCGCCGCCGUACUCCGUCGCCGUGUCGUCGCGACAAUGGGACGCGCUGGUCAACAGCAACAACUCCCUCAUGGAUCUGACGCCGACGCUGACCGAUCUGAAGCCGGACGAUCUCGACGCGCUGUUGCCGACGCUCGAAGGCGAGCUGACGCGCAGCCCGCUGCCCGAUCUGCCCGAGGACUUUCUGGCCGAUCACGCGGCGGCCAUGAUGCCGGCCGAGCCGCCGGCGGCGGCGACGGCGGUCGACGACCAUCGGAAAUUUCUCAUCAAUCCUCUGACGGGUGAACUGGAACCGCAGUCGAGCGGCGAGAGCGACACCGAAGAGUUGAAGGACGUCUUCACGGGCCUACCCUCGCCGACGAACCUCUCGGACGAGGACACCUGUUCGACGACUCGACCCGACACGACGACCGAUCAGAGCGAUAGCGAAACGCGUUCCAGUGACACGGCGGCGGCCGCCGUCGCGGCGGCCGGUAAGCCGCAGCGGCUAAAAAACUCGAAGGCCAGAGAGAGGGGCAGAGAUUCGCCGGCGCUCAAGCCGGAGAAGAUCAAGCUGAGGUUGAAGCUGGAGAAAUCGGAGCCGAUCAAUGCCGCUUACAAAGUGGACGUUAGCUUCGUGAAUCAACAGCCGAAGAAAGGUACGGCGUCGCUGAUGACGCCCGGCGAGGAGCUCAGAGUGCCACCGUUGCACAUAUCGCUUAGAGGUAGAAAUUCCGCCGUUAUUAAGAACAAGAAUAAACUUAAUCCUGAUGGUACCCCAGUGAAAUUAAAGGUUAGAAAGAACCAAGACUAUCAGAAGAUGAAGAAGAACGAAGUAGGUGGCAUUGCGGGAGCGACGGAGGAAAGCGAAAACGUUAAUUCGUUGAUGAUGGACGUGUCGAAUUCUUCGAUGCUCGCCGCGAGACUCGCUACGAUCGAGCAGAAGAAGAAUAAAAAAUUGAAAGCUAUUCAUGAACAUAAGGAUGUAUUUGCUAGUCUGACCCAAGAGAGUGAUCUGAAGUCGAAAUUUGUGAUACACAACCACUACAAAGACAAACAGAAGGAGCGGCGCGGCAGCGAUUCGGAAUUGGUGAAAACGAAGAAAUUCCUCGACGGCUCGGCCGCCGCCGACGACAAGAAGAGACGGUUGAGCCAAUCGGAGCAAAUCGACGACGACCAGCCGGUGUUGGGAUCGACGAACGUCGGCACCAUCGCCGGUUUGCCGCAGAAAAAUAGAAAAGACAAAGUGAAAAUCAAAGAUGUGUUCAAGAAGGACGCCAACAAAAACAACAAGAUUUUCAGCAAGAAUUUCGCGGAGAAAUUGCAGGCGAAGACCGUCACGUUGCCGACGGCCGGCGAAAUGAACAUGGAGGCGAAAUUCAAGCAAGGUUUGCUCGAAGGUACCGGCGAAAAGGGCAUCUCGAGGCCGCCGCACAGGACGGAAAUCAUCGCGAAGGAAUCGGUUCCGGCGACGGAGAAAUCCCCCGAGCCGGACAAGUGCAACACGCCGAACAACCGGAAAUCCAUCGACGGCGUCGACAAGCCGUCGACGGUGUCCGUCGGAAACGGCAACGGCAACCGAUCGCCCAAUUCGGGCGGCAACCAGGGCGAGGACAGCGGCAUCGAGAGCAUGGACGCGCUGAGCGAGAAAUCGCCCAAUCAGGCCAGCCAAAGUCCGCACGCCGACAUUUUACCUCCCAAGACCCAAGUGCCUAACAUGCUGGACAUUGAGGCGCAAUUGGCCAAGAUGGAAGGACUCAACGGAGACAGCGAUAGAUUGGACGGUAUAGGUAAUUUGAGCGAAAAUAAAUGCGAACAGGACGGCGCCGCGAAGGAUGGUAUCAAGCAGGACGUCGACGCCUCUACUCUUCCUAAUAAUAAGCAAUCUGUCGAAACCAAUCAUACGGUUCAAAAGGCGAAAAAAGAAGAAGACGACUUGGAACCGUUGCCGGUGCGCGUCACGCCGGCCCUCUACACGUACUCGAAUCCGGACAAGUCGCGCGCCGUCAGUCCGGCCCUCUCCGACGACGACGUCGCCGCCGCCGCCGUCAACAGCGCGCCGUCGGGCAACAAGCAGAACAAGAGCCUGCUGGAGCAGCUGCUGAUCGAGAUACCCAACGAGCAGUCGUUGCCGAGCUCGCCCAGUCCGGCGACGCGCUCGUCGAUGCGCACCAGGGCGCUGUCGAAGCUCAACAGUCCCGAAUUGAAUUCGCCGGUGGCGACGAAGGCGCAACCGAAGGGCGCGCCGGCCGCCAAGAGGAAGCGCAACGAGUCGGACAGCUCGAAUCAGAGUUUGGACGAGACGAAGAAGAAAUCGAGGCGGGUCGCCGCCGCCGGCGAUGCCAAUCAAAACGCCGAUGUCUUGGUGAAGAAACCGAACGAUUCGUCGGCGAAGGCCAACAAUUUGAAGAAACACCUAAAGGCGCAAGCGGACGGAUCGUCCGACAGCGACGAGCCGAUAUCGGAGAAGGUGCGAAAGACGGCGUUGAACGCGCAGGCGAAGUCGAAGCCGGGCAAGACCGGCGGGCCGGGCAACGUUGCGAAUAACAACGCCGGAUCGACGACGAUGGGCGGCGGUACGGCUUCGUCGAAGGGCGGCGGCGGCGUGGUGGUGAGCACCAGACGAUCGGUGCGCAGCAACAUGCCGGCGCAGAACACUCGAAGCAAAGGAGAGAAUAACAAAGUGUCUGAUAAAUCGGAAUCGGAGGCCGGCUGCUGGGAAGGCAGCCACCUUGCCGAUUUCCAACCAGAGCAACAGCAACAGCACCAUCCUUCGGAGCAGCAGCAUCAGAAUCAAGUAAACGUAUACCAGUUUUCACCGUACAAUCAGUACGUGCGCGAUAUAUCGACGUCGACUUCGUCAUCGUCUAGCACGUCUUCAGGGACGUCUUUGUCGUCUUCGGACAGCCAAGGGGAAGAGGAGGAGGAGGAAGAAGAAGACGACAUAUACAGUACCAACGGAGAGGAGUCUUCGUUAUCGGAAUAG